UGCUUUUGGGAUAUAUUCAAGAAGCAGUCCUGAUUUCGACAUCAUUAAAAGUGGGAACACAUUCCGAAAAACAUGGACUAACUUUCCAUGACGAUGCCUGAAGAUCAUAUCUGACUGGUAUUAGUGAAUGGAGGUAGUUUUGAUGCACCGUGUGUGUUGUCACCGUAAACAGGCGUCGAAAAAGAAGUGUGCUUCUAGUUGAGAGACUUUGGGCGAGUUGCUCUUUGCUGUGUUUUGAUUCACUUCAGUUCCCCCUCCCCCAAGCUACAAGUUGGCCCAGUGGAAGUGCUCUUCUUCGCCCAUGCACUCAGUCUGCACUCUGUGUAGGUCAGCUGUGCGAGCUGAACUCUCCUAACCCUGAGCUGCAACUGACUUGAAGGCUUCAGCUUUUUCACCCUCACCACCAGCCAAUGUGAUGGAACUGAUGUUCGCAGAGUGGGAAGACGGAGAGAGGUUCUCCUUCGAGGACUCUGACCGCUUCGAGGAGGAUUCCCUUUGCUCCUUCAUCUCGGAGGCAGAGAGCCUGUGCCAGAAUUGGAGAGGAUGGAGAAAACAGUCCGCUGGUCCCAACUCACCUACUGUUAAGAUUAAAGAUGGACAGGUCAUCCCUCUGGUAGAGCUAUCAGCCAAGCAAGUAGCAUUCCAUAUCCCGUUCGAGGUGGUGGAGAAAGUUUAUCCUCCUGUUCCUGAGCAACUUCAGCUUCGCAUCGCCUACUGGAGCUUUCCUGAAAAUGAGGAGGAUAUCAGGUUGUACUCCUGCUUGGCCAAUGGGAGCCCUGAUGAGUUCCAGCGUGGAGAGCAGCUCUAUCGGGUGAGAGCUGUGAAAGAUCCCCUGCAGAUAGGUUUCCAUCUCAGUGCCACUGUCCUCUCACCCCAAGCUGGCCAGUCGAAGGGCGCCUACAAUGUGGCAGUCAUGUUUGACCGUUGCCGCAUCACUUCCUGCAGCUGUACCUGUGGAGCUGGGGCCAAAUGGUGCGCUCACGUGGUGGCGCUCUGCCUCUUCAGGAUUCACAAUGCAUCUGCUGUGUGCUUGCGAGCCCCCGUAUCAGAGUCCCUGUCCAGACUGCAGAGGGACCAACUGCAGAAAUUUGCACAAUAUCUCAUUAGUGAGCUUCCACAGCAGAUCUUACCCACAGCCCAGCGUCUCUUGGAUGAACUUCUGUCCUCACAGUCCACCGCAAUUAACACAGUGUGUGGAGCUCCAGACCCUACCGCUGGGCCUUCAGCUUCAGACCAAAGCACCUGGUACCUGGAUGAAUCCACCCUCAGUGACAACAUUAAGAAGACACUGCACAAGUUCUGUGGCCCUUCCCCUGUAGUGUUCAGUGAUGUGAACUCCAUGUAUCUUUCCUCCACUGAGCCCCCAGCUGCAGCAGAGUGGGCCUGCUUACUGAGGCCACUGAGGGGCAGAGAGCCAGAGGGCAUCUGGAACCUUCUGUCCAUUGUCAGGGAGAUGUUCAAGAGGAGAGACAGCAACGCUGCACCACUUUUGGAAAUCCUCACUGAACAGUGCCUCACUUAUGAACAAAUCAUUGGUUGGUGGUACAGUGUGAGGACAUCUGCAUCUCACAGCAGUGCCAGCGGACAUACCGGCCGCAGUAAUGGGCAGACGGAGGUAGCUGCUCACGCCUGCGCCAGCAUGUGUGAUGAAAUGGUGGUGCUCUGGAGGCUGGCUGUGCUCGACCCCACCAUGAGCCCCCAGAGGCGUUUGGAGCUUGCUGCCCAGCUCAAGCAGUGGCACCUUAAAGUGAUUGAGAUUGUGAAGCGGGGACAGCACCGCAAGUCUCUGGACAAACUCUUCCAGGGUUUCAAACCGGCUGUUGAGUCUUGUUACUUCAACUGGGAAGUGGCAUACCCUCUGCCUGGCAUUACCUACUGCAGUGCAGACAAAAAGAGUGCUUCCUUUGGCUGGGCACGGGCAGCGCAGCCACAGAGAGGGGCCAAAGCAGGGACGAGUGGGGAACCUCUGGAGCCUGGGGGAGGAGGAGGAGGAGGACGUGGUGGGGGAUCUGAAUCUGGAGCUUCAGAACACAAAUCACGUGGCAGCUCCCACCCACCCCAGCAGGAGGUGGCCGUGAGGCCCAAAGAGACCAUUGUGAGCAAAAGAAAAGCUAUUUCUGGAGUGAACAGUGGAGGGAUGUUGGUGCGUUUAGGUGGGGGUAUGUCUCUAUCCAUAGAGGAAAGUGCAAAGGGUGCGUAUAAAGCUUGCAGCUCUUCGUUGUCUUCUAGCAGCAAAGGCAAGCUAACGCAGACUGGUAAGAGUUCGUGUGGAGGUUCAAGCUCUGCUGGUGGGAAGCAUCCAAGUGCUAAACGCCGCACUAGCAGUGAGGACAGCUCUUUGGAGCCUGAUAUGGCUGAGCUGAGCCUUGAUGACGGCUCUAGUCUGGCAUUGGGAGCAGAGGCGAGCAACACUUUUGACUUCUUGCCUCCACCCCCUGAGAUGCUGCCCUCACCCAGCUCUCUGCUCAGAGAGCCACGGAAGUACAGCAGCAGUAGUGGUGGUGGCAACAUCAUAAAGGAGCGAGCGUUUGAAGGUAAACGUGGCAUCCAUGCAGCAAUACCACUGGCUUCUGAAGCCCCUCAGUGCUUCCCCAAAGAAGGCCCAAUGGCAGUAGCAGUGGAGAAAGAGGUGGAUGUAGAGGCAGAACUUGAGGAAAAUGGAGGAGAUGAAGAGUUAGUAGAGGAUGCUCUCCCAUCUAUAUCAGCUAUGGUCACAGCAAAACCUUCUCGAAGUCGAAGAGAGGGAGAAGGAAGCAACGCAGCAGGGACAUCUGGACCCCAGAUCCCAGAGGCAGCAGCUGGUGGAGACCCAGUGGGCGAGGACGAUUACCAGGCCUACUAUCUCAGUGCAGCCUCUGAAGAGGGAGCUGAGAGAGGUGUGCCAGACAGCAACCUUGAGGAAGAACCAGACAUCUUUGCUGGAAUCAAACCUCUGGAGCAGGAAGGUCGGAUGGAGGUGCUGUUUGCCUGUGCAGAGGCUCUGUAUGCUCAUGGUUACAGUAAUGAAGCAUGUCGUCUGGCAGUGGAGCUAGCGAGAGAUCUCCUGGCCAACCCUCCUGACCUCAAAGUGGAGCAGCCACAGACAAAGGGUAAGAAGAGUAAGGUGUCGACCAGCAGACAGACACAAGUGGCAACCAAGACUCUUUCCAAGGCAGCCUUUCUGCUCACAGUGCUGAGUGAGAGACUGGAGUUUCAUAACCUAGCCUUCAGUACUGGCAUGUUUUCAUUGGAACUUCAGAGACCUCCAGCUUCCACCAAGGCCCUGGAGGUGAAGCUGGCAUAUCAGGAGUCUGAGGUGGUUGCUCUGCUGAAGAAGAUUCCUCUGGGUCUUGUGGAGAUGACUGCUAUAAGGGACAGAGCCGAGCAGUUACGUGACGGAAACUUCUGUGAUUAUCGGCCAGUCCUGCCCCUAAUGCUAGCCAGUUUUAUUUUUGAUGUUUUAUGCACUCCGGUGGUCUCUCCCACGGGUUCACGUCCACCUAGUCGUAACCGUAACAACGAGAUGCCAGGUGAUGAGGAGCUGGGCUUUGAGGCUGCUGUUGCUGCUCUAGGUAUGAAGACUACAGUUAGCGAGGCAGAGCACCCUUUGCUGUGUGAGGGCACUAGGAGGGAGAAAGGAGACCUUGCUUUGGCUCUUAUGAUCACCUACAAGGAUGACCAGAGCAAGCUGAAAAAGAUUCUAGACAAGCUUCUUGACCGUGAGAGUCAGACCCAUAAGCCCCAGACUCUCAGCUCGUUCUACUCGAGUAAGCCAGCCACAGGUAGCCAGAAGAGCCCAUCCAAACAUGCGGCACAUGGAAGCAGUUCCACCAGUGUGUCCAAACAUGCCGCGCCGGCUACGACAGGAGGUUCCACCUCUGUGCAAGGUGUUUCCGGUGGUGGGGCGGCUGGGCAGCAGGGUGGGCUGACGGGCACUCGGGUUCAGGGCACGGCAUCAAGUGAGUCAGUCAGCGAGAGCCGAGAGCAAGAUGGAGCUCCGUCAUCCUCGUGUGAGCAGCAGAAUGAGGUGGCUUCUUUUAAGCCUGAGGGCACGGUGCCCAGCCGCUUGGCACUCGGUGGCCGUGGAGCCUAUGGAUCACGCUGCUGGGGCUCACCUGUACGGCAGAAAAAGAAGCACACGGGCAUGGCAAGCAUUGACAGCAGCGCUCCUGAGACCACCUCUGAUAGCUCCCCCACACUCAGUCGUCGUCCGCUGAGAGGAGGAUGGGCAGCGUCUUCUUGGGGGAGGGGUCAAGACAGUGACAGCAUCAGCAGUUCAUCUUCUGAUUCAUUGGGCUCCUCUUCAUCCAGUGGGUCGCGCAGAGCUGGAGGAGGAGCCAGAGCCAAGAGCACUGACACCAGCAGAUAUAAAGGGCGUCGCCCUGAAUGCCACGCUCCACAUGUGCCCAACCAGCCAUCAGAGGCAGCAGCUCACUUCUAUUUUGAACUAGCCAAGACUGUCCUGGUAAAGGCUGGAGGCAACAGCUCAACCUCCAUCUUUACUCAGCCUUCUGCUAGUGGGGGCCACCAGGGGCCUCACCGCAACCUGCACCUGUGUGCCUUCGAGAUCGGCCUGUAUGCCUUGGGCUUGCAUAACUUUGUGUCUCCCAACUGGCUAUCCAGGACGUACUCAUCUCAUGUGUCCUGGAUCACAGGCCAAGCCAUGGAGAUUGGUAGUGCCGCUCUUAACAUCCUUGUGGAGUGUUGGGAUGGCCAUCUCACUCCUCCUGAAGUGGCGUCACUGGCAGACCGGGCAUCAAGGGCCCGAGACCCCAACAUGGUACGAGCUGCAGCUGAACUCGCACUGAGCUGUCUACCUCAUGCUCAUGCCCUAAACCCCAACGAGAUCCAGAGGGCACUGGUGCAGUGCAAAGAACAGGAUAACCUGAUGCUGGAGAAGGCGUGCAUGGCAGUAGAGGAGGCAGCAAAAGGAGGAGGUGUGUACCCUGAGGUAUUGUUUGAGGUGGCCCAUCAGUGGUACUGGCUGUAUGAGCAGACGGUGGGUGGAGUUUCUUCAGCACAGAGGGAGGGGUCAAGUCGAUGUGGGGCAAACGGUGGAGUGGCUCGGAGACCUCCGGAAGGGAGCUGCGGUGUAUUGGAGAGCACCGUGGCCUUGGACUCUGCCGGCGUAGCAGCUGUUACUGCGGCAGUCAGUGCAGCCGCUGUCGUGCCAGUCAUAUCAGUGGGCUCCACCCUUUACCAGUCGCACACACUGCCGGGCACAGCCAUGGCACAUACGCCAGGUCUACACCCCUAUACCACUAUCCAAGCCCAUCUGCCUACUGUCUGCACCCAGCAGUACCUGGGCCAUCAAAUCCAGCACGUCCCCCGACCUACCGUCUUCCCCGUGUCCAGUUCUGCAUAUCCACAGUACGGUUUAGGAGCUUUCUGUGUCUCUCAGGGAAUGCAUCCUGCCUUUAUUGGUGCGCAGUACCCUUUCUCGGUAGCCUCCGGGCCGCAUCCCCCCAUGGCAGCAACUGCAGUCACCUUCCCCGGAGUCCCCGUACCGUCCAUGACUCAGAUUGCUGUCCACCCCUACCACACCGCCGAGGCGGGGUUACCCCUCAGUACUACUGUGGCAGUCGGUGGGGUUCACUCAGGCUCCACCAUCCAGGCCAUUCAGGGGACAUCUCUUCCUGGCCUUUCUUCUCAGCCACCUUCAUUGGUCAGUGCGCCGUUCCCCAUGGAAGAUGAUCAGCACAAUCAGCCUGUCAGCCAGCAGGGGCUGCAUUACCUGCACUCGGCCUACAGAGUUGGUAUGCUGGCCCUAGAGAUGCUGGGUAGGAGAGCUCACAACGACCAUCCUAACAACUUCUCCCGCAGCCCUCCGUACACAGAGGAUGUGAAAUGGCUGCUAGGCCUCGCUGCGCGACUCGGUGUCAAUUACGUGUAUCAGUUCUGUGUGGGGGCUUCCAAAGGUGUGCUGAGUCCAUUCGUGCUGCAGGAGAUCAUUAUGGAGGCUCUGCAGAGGCUGAAUCCUGCCCACAUUCACGCUCACCUCCGCACUCCUGCCUUCCACCAGCUCGUGCAGCGCUGCCAGCAAGCCUACCUACAGUACAUCAACUAUCGGCUGAUCCACCUGACCCCGGCAGACUAUGACGACUUUGUAAACAUAAUUCGAAGUGCCCGCGGAGCGUUCUGUCUCACCCCGAUGGGCAUGAUGCAGUUCAACGAUGUCCUGCAGACCCUAAAGAGGGGGAAACAGACCAAGGAGCUGUGGCAGCGGAUCUCUCUGGAGAUGGCGACGUUUUCACCCUGAGCGCUCCACACUCCAGCAGGCACUGACUGACUGAACUGCAGCUCGCCCCAGAGCUCAGCCCAAGCCUAGUGUGAGUCACAGCGCCCCCUGCAGAGUCCAGAUCCAUCACUGGCAGCACAAUCAGUCCCCCUCGUGGUCCCGUAUUACUCCCGGAUGUGCAAUCUUGUGGAGUUUUCAGAGACAUGGGAAGAACUCGUGUUAAAAGGAUCCUUCCCUUAUUAUCGAACCCAUUGUCGUGUCUGAUUUUUUAUUUUUUUUUGUGUGUGUGACGUUGAGUAACUUAUGACUAGUGUUUCAUCUUAAAAUCUGUCUUUUUUUCCUCCUCUUUUCACUCUGUUGAUGCUCUGCUUCACUGAGUUUUAAUUGUAUGGUUAGUAAAAGACAAUGUUAUUUUUUUUCUUCAUUAGUUUAGUUGUUGUUUAUUGAUUCAGAUUUGAAUGAAAACUAAAUGUCAGACUCAUACUGCAACAUUCCUCUGCUUUUGGAGGAGUGAGCCUCCACCGGGCAUAAAGGAUUACAGCGUUGGAUACUCCGUAUAUGAACGAGGGAAGAACAUCCUUUAUUAAGAUAAGUAAACGGACAUUUAAUAGGAAACAAUAAUCAAGUACGGGUGAGGAUUCUUCUACGUUUUGUUUUAUUCUUCGUUUGUUUUUUUUUAUAUUUUGUAUAGUGUGUGUGUGUGCGUGUGUGCGUGUGCAGAGAACAGUUUGAGGAAUGAAAGUGACUGCUAUCUGAGUUCUCUUUUCCAGCUGGCUGUUGGUGGCGAGGGCUUGAGGUUUUGGAACACAGAAGUUUGGCUGGACCAAAUGAUUUUUUUUUUUUUUUUUUUUUAAAAACCUACAUGACUUUUCAGAAUCUAUCUAUUACAAGUCCACCGCCGCCAGGCUCUCGUCCUCCCACUCUUUUCCCCCAACGUUAAACUUCACGGAUAUUUUGUUCUUGUUUUCUGUGCAUGUGUAUUUAUCAUCAAAUGUCGAUGUGCAUACACAGGCAAAAGCAGUAUUCUCCUUUUAUCUCAGUUCUCAUUCAUGUCCGUCUCUCUGAAACAGACGCACACUUUCGAUGUUAAUGUAGAGAGGUGGUCCACUGCCAGGUUCCUGUGUUUCCAGCCCCAAGUCCGGCGCCCACUUUGGAGCUCACUAGUAGGGAAUGAUUGUAGAAAUUGUACUGUGAUAUUUUUGUAUUCUUCAAAGUGUAGCUUGAUUGGGAAGAAGAUAUAUAAAUAUAUAAAUAUAUAUGAAUAUAUAAACUGUGCUGAUUGCAAAUGGUUGUAAUCUAGACUAAAGGAAAAAAAAAAAGAAAAUGGAACAGACAAAAAGCAAUAUUGAAAAUGUAGAGUUUACUUAAUAAAGAUAACUCAAAACACUAAUUUUGUGGUUUUUUCCAUGUUGUAAUUGAAUUGUAAUUGGUUUGGGCUUCAUUUCCUGUAAAUGAAAAUAAAUACAUAGUACAUUGCCCACUGACCUCUUGAGAUAGAUGAUUAGAACUUAAAGUACUUAUUCUGGCCUUGAGGUUUCUUCACCGUAUAUAAACCCUCGCAAGGAGCAAAUGGCAAAAACGCCUUAUGUAUGCAACGCAUUUAACACUGGAAUUGAAAGUUUGGAAUCUGUUUUGGAUGUUCAAAGUGGAAUAAUUUGUUAAAAAUGAGGCAUGCAAAAGUAAACCGAGUACUGUAGAAGAAGAAGGAGGAGGAAGGGAAAAGAAGAAGGAAGUAGGAUCUUGCAUAGCAGACAGACCAAAUGAUAGUGAGUUAUGAAUGUAAUUCAUUUUUAAGAUCUAUGUUUCAAGAAGAUAAUAUCCUCACCAUUGGAGUGUACUUGUUUGGAAAUUUGGAGGAUUUGGGAAUACAAAAGAAUUCACUGAUUUCAACUUAAUAUACAUUGUGUGUGUGUCAGUAGCUCUGAGGUGUUCAGUAUUUAUUUUGGUUCUGUCCCAUUAUAAAAACAUUCUGGAUUGAGACGCAAAUUUACAUUUUUUUUUUUUUUUUUUUUUAAUAUUGGCUUUGAAGGAAUAGAUGGAUAGAUUAAUU
Messenger RNA from Ictalurus furcatus (blue catfish), 8267 nucleotides. It is a transcript of the gene zswim8, whose product is annotated as zinc finger, SWIM-type containing 8. The record is from RefSeq and is a predicted model, not a curated record. Gene Ontology annotation, molecular function: zinc ion binding. Bases 416 to 6238 code for a protein of 1940 amino acids. Gene Ontology annotation, cellular component: Cul2-RING ubiquitin ligase complex. NCBI's taxonomy places the organism in Eukaryota, Metazoa, Chordata, Actinopteri, Siluriformes, Ictaluridae. The transcript is spliced from 26 exons.